Messenger RNA from Psylliodes chrysocephalus, 1477 nucleotides. NCBI's taxonomy places the organism in Eukaryota, Metazoa, Arthropoda, Insecta, Coleoptera, Chrysomelidae. The record is from the annotation of a GenBank genome assembly.
GGCACUUCUGGGGGCGCAGUUAGUAAUAACAUUAGUAAUGAUCAGUGUUAUUCAAAAAUUGGGUCCCCAUUAUUCUUUCGCCAGAUGGUUGUUGUGUUCUACAGGCCUAGUUCGUUAUUUAUACCCAACAGAUAGCGAACUAAGAGAACUGGCGAAUAUUCCUAAAGAGAAAAAUAAAAAUCGUAAAAACCCGAAGGUACAAACGAAUGGAAAUACUAAAGCAGAUACAUUUCACAUACCCAGAUCCUUAGACAUUAAAUUAGACUGUAUAAAGAUUACUAAUAUGGAUGUGAUACAUUUAAGAUAUUACACAGAGUAUCAGUGGCUUGUAGAUUUUUCUGUUUAUGCUUCUAUCAUAUAUUGGGUUACAGAAAUAUAUCAGGUAUGGUUUCCUUUGAAAAAUGAAAUAAAUUUAAGCAUGAUUUGGUGUAUGCUGGUUAUAUUAUUUGCUGUCAAAUUACUCUUCACCUUAACUGUUCAGUACUUCAAAGGGGAGGAAUCUAUAGGUGAAAGAUCGACAUGUAUCGUCAUGGGUUUUAUUUAUUUAUUGGUUUCCAUGAUGAUACUGAUAGUAGAUGAAAACACCCUAGAAGUCGGACUGGAGGAUGCUUAUGACAGUUUUAAUAAAAGUGCAUCUUCAUUUUUGGAACAGCAAGGGCUUGCAUCAAGUGGACCUGCUUCAAAAAUAGUUCUAAAAUUCUUUAUAGCUGUUUGGUGUGGAAUUUCAGGUGCCCUUUUUACUUUCCCUGGACUCAGGCUCGCUAAAAUGCACUGGGAGCUUCUUAAGUAUUUUCAAGAAAACAAAGUUAAGCAGUUGUUACUCAAUUUGUCAUUUUCAUUGCCAUUUAUUUUAUUGAUUUUUUGGAUAAAACCCGUAUCGAGGGAUUAUUUCACAGGGAGAGAAGAACCUAUAAUGACUGAGUCUACUUUUGAAUCUAUAAGAUUGGUAGUGGUCGUGGCAACCAUGAUCCUCAAACUGAUAUUAAUGCCUUGGUAUUUACAGGCGUACCUAGACAUGGCCUACCAUAGAUUGGAAAAUCAGAAAAAAGAGGCCGGAAGAAUCACAAAUACAGAAUUACAACAACAGAUUGCAGCAGUAUUUUACUACCUUUGUGUAGUAACGCUUCAAUAUGUAGCGCCCCUAGUUCUGUGUUAUUUUUUCACUCUCAUGUAUAAAACUUUAGGAGAAUAUAAUUGGAGUGGAGAACUUCUGAACCAACAUUUAGUUAGUAAUGGUACAGAAUUGAAUAGCGAAACUUUGAAGCCAAAUAUCGAGAUCUUUGAAUCGACUGAAGACACCAAAAGUAUCAGCGAGUCAGCUGCGGAAUUCCACCUGACUUUGGAGAGUUUAAAAUCGGUGUUUACAAAGACUGUAUAUAGAGGAUUAUUUGGAUUCGCUUCAUGGUGGUGUCUGUUUUUGUAUUUCGCCACCACGUCUUUUGGACUGGUUUACCAAACGUAUUUUUCGACAUCAUAA